Messenger RNA from Panicum virgatum (switchgrass), 744 nucleotides. RefSeq names its product secreted RxLR effector protein 161-like. The record is from RefSeq and is a predicted model, not a curated record. The transcript has a single exon. Bases 1 to 744 code for a protein of 247 amino acids. NCBI's taxonomy places the organism in Eukaryota, Viridiplantae, Streptophyta, Magnoliopsida, Poales, Poaceae.
AUGGAGGAGAAGCUGAAGCUGUCAAAGGACAGCACUGCCCCCUUGGUAGACGCCACGAGCUACCGGAGCAUCGUUGGCGGGCUGCGCUACCUCACGCACACUCGGUCGGACAUUGGGUUCGCCAUGGGGUACGUGAGCCGCUUCAUGGCAGAGCCGCGGGAGGAUCACCUCGGCGCUGUCAAGCAUCUACUCGGCUAUGUAGCAGGGACGCGCAGCUACGGGCUCAUCUUCCCAAGGAGGAGCGGAGGAGCGCUGGAGCUGGUCGGCUUCAGUGACAGCGACAUGGCAGGCGACGUUGAUGGGCGGCGGAGCACGACGGGCAUACUCUUCUUCCUUGGAGCGUGCCCCAUCUCCUGGCAGUCACAGAAGCAAAGGGUGGUCGCGCUGAGCACAUGUGAAGCUGAGUACAUUGCAGCGGCGACAGCGUGCUGCCAGGGAGUUUGGCUGAGCAGGCUGCUGCAGGAGGUGAUGGAGGAGAAGCCCUGCACGCCUGUGCUGAUGGUGCACAACAAUUCUGCCAUUGCUUUGGCAAAGAACCCUAUCCUCCAUGACAGAAGCAAGCACAUCGACACCAAAUUUAACUACAUUCAUGACUGCAUCGAUGGAGGACAGAUCAAACUCGAGUAUGUCGAGACAGCUCGACAGCUCGGGGACAUCCUCACCAAGCCACUUGGGCACAUUCGACUCACAGAGUUGAGGACCAAGAUUGGAGUUGAGGAGAUCAAGCAAGAGCAGUACAAUUAG